Amphiprion ocellaris (clown anemonefish) is the source of this 1924-nucleotide messenger RNA. RefSeq names its product FtsJ RNA 2'-O-methyltransferase 1 (gene ftsj1). Gene Ontology annotation, cellular component: cytoplasm. Gene Ontology annotation, biological process: tRNA methylation; cytoplasmic translation. Lineage: Eukaryota; Metazoa; Chordata; Actinopteri; Pomacentridae. The record is from RefSeq and is a predicted model, not a curated record. The transcript has 11 exons. The coding region runs from base 166 to 1128 and encodes 320 amino acids. Gene Ontology annotation, molecular function: tRNA methyltransferase activity.
GUCAUUGUUCUAUGUUUUAUGUUGGUUAUACAUAAAUAUGUGUUAAACCUAGAGACAAACACUGAGGCAACAUCGGGCGACAAGCUCAGACAGCCAGGAAAUCGAUCGACUCUAUACGCUAGGCGCCAAACUCCAUUUAAAAAGUGUUUGCUUUGAGCAGUCAGGAUGGGUCGCUCCUCCAAAGACAAGAGGGACAUUUACUACCGUUUGGCCAAAGAGGAGGGCUGGAGAGCGAGGAGCGCCUUCAAGCUGCUGCAGCUCGAUCAAGAGUUCAACCUGUUCACAGGUGUGAACAGAGCUGUGGAUCUUUGUGCAGCUCCUGGCAGCUGGAGUCAGGUCCUCAGUCGCAAACUUAGAGGGCAGGAGGAGAAAGGUGAGAAAGGUGAGGCAGGUGAGGAGGUCAAGAUCGUGGCGGUAGACCUGCAGGCCAUGGCUCCCCUUCCAGGAGUCACUCAGAUCCAGGGAGACAUCACCAAGGUGUCCACUGCUGAGGAGAUAAUUCGCCACUUUGAGGGUCAACCGGCCGACCUGGUCGUUUGUGAUGGAGCUCCGGAUGUGACUGGGCUCCAUGAUGUGGAUGAGUACAUCCAGGCUCAGCUCCUAUUGGCAGCUCUGAACAUAACCACUCAUGUCCUGAAACCUGGAGGAACAUUUGUGGCCAAGAUCUUCCGAGGUAAAGAUGUGACGCUGCUGUACUCUCAGCUGAAGGUCUUCUUCAGCGGUGUGACCUGUGCCAAGCCUCGUAGCAGCAGGAACUCCAGCAUCGAGGCCUUUGUGGUUUGUCAGAAUUACUCUCCUCCUGAAGGUUACAUCCCAAACAUGUCCAACCCUCUGCUGGAUCACUCCUAUGAUGUAGAUUUUAACCAGUUGGAGGGUCCAAACCGUGUCAUUGUUCCCUUCCUGGCAUGUGGUGACCUCAGUGCCUUUGACUCAGACAAAACCUACCCUCUGCAGCUCGAUGCUGGCAAAGAGUACCAGUACACCCCACCUAUCCAGCCACCAAUACGCCCCCCCUACCAGGAGGCCUGCCACCUCCGCAAAAACAACCUGCUGUCCAAAGAGGACACUCCGUCUGUCUGUCCCAAACAGAGCCGAGAUAAGCCAAAGACACUGGCUGAGACCACAUGAUCCACCUGUCAGUUGCUGAUUGGUGGAAAAAGAAAAAAAGUUUGGUGUAGAUAUACGAGACAAUUACCACAAAAAGAAAAUAAUUUUCCUGCCAGGUGAUUAUUUCUGUUCAUCCAGUCCAGCAAUUGGUCCGGGGAACUUGUAGCCUAAUCUUAGCACUGAUGGCCAGUUCAUGCUUUUUGCGUCUGGCAGAUAAGCGAACUGAAAACACGGACACAGAACAUUCUACAAUAAGGCUGGUGGUCUGCUACACAGCCGCUUGCAUUUCCCCUCAUAUCAAACACAGAAAAAUGUAUGAGGAAACAGCAGGUAACUACCGACAGUGUGUGAACAUAGAACAGGGACCUCUGGAGAACUUUCUACUGUGUUUGGGCUCCCGCAAUGCUCGAACUCCUCCAAAGUCCAGGAGGAACUAAUUUAACUACAGCCAUGUUAAUGAUAAAUUACAAAGGUGUGGAUGGUUGAAAUUGUCCUCGUACCACCUCUCUUCAUACCAAACAUUUGUUUUAAUCACCACUUGUCUUCCUGGCCAGUGUGCUGCAGGUAAGCUUGUAGUGAACAGUGGACAGUUCAGUGUGGAUGCAGAAAGCAUGAAUCAGCCUUAGAGGAUGUAGCUAAGCUUGGGUAGACUUGUCUGGGACGUUUUUCUGUACUGGAUGUUUUCCAAGUGGAUGAGUAUGUUUUAAUUGUUUUCUGGUUUUAAUUAGAGUUUUUUUAGAUCUUUACAUUCAUCACUUGUGAAUUGUGACAAUUAUAUAUUCGAACUUUUAAUUAAAAAGUUGUUUUUAGAGGCAAA